Molecule: messenger RNA, 690 nt
Organism: Malassezia globosa CBS 7966
Lineage: Eukaryota; Fungi; Basidiomycota; Malasseziomycetes; Malasseziales; Malasseziaceae
Exons: 3
Coding region: 1-690 (229 amino acids)
Biological process (GO): mRNA splicing, via spliceosome
Cellular component (GO): nuclear speck
Molecular function (GO): RNA binding
Source: RefSeq, a predicted model, not a curated record
AUGUCGAGUGCGAUGCCAAAUACAUCGCUGUAUGUCAAGAAUAUUAAUUCGAAAGUGAAGAAACCUGGUAUGUAUCGAUCUGCUAUAGAAUCAGGAACAUUGACUCUUGCAGAGCUUCGCCGACAGCUGUACAGCUUGUUUGGGAGCUAUGGCAAAGUCUUGGAUGUUGUAGCAACACGUGCAGAUGGCAUGCGCGGCCAGGCAUUUGUUGUGUUCCGCGAUCUACAGAGCGCGACAGCAGCAUUACGUGCGCUUGAUGGAUUUGAAUUCUAUGAAAAACCUUUGAAGCUGGAGUAUGCACGAACACGCUCCAAGGCAACGGUAGUUGCUGAGCAUGGCGAAGAAGCGCUGCUUCGACCGGACCUCAUAUAUAAAAAUGCCGAUGGCACAGCUAUUGGUGGGCGGGUAACAUUCUCCAAUGCUCAGGGUGACGCGCAGGCUCAAGAGCGGAAACGUCUGCGAGAUGAAUCGGGUUCAUCCAUUGCUCCAACAAACUCGGCUGUCGAGCCUCUGCACGGCAAUUCCAACGCAACUGACGUGAGGCCGUCGAAAGCGGCCCGUACUGAGCCAAUCCCCGAUUCUGAGAGUCAUCAUGCACAAAUGCGCAACCAGAAUGGAGUAGAAAAAGCUGACGAUGACGAUGAUGACGAUGACGCUAUGGAAAUUGGAGACUCAGACUCGGACGAUUGA